AUGGGUUUCGGAAUCAUAGUGUGUGCUAAAGUGAUAAAAAGCUGAACUCGCUUGUGAAAUUUUUUGCCGAAAUUAUGUCGUUUCUAACAGAUUUGCAUAUUAUUCGUAGUGUUUUAUCAAUUUUCUUAUUAACUUUAUUGUCGGUACAAAUUUCAGAAGGAUCAAAAGCGGAAUUUGUAACAUGCGGCUCUAUUUUGAAGAUGAUAAAUACCGACUUGAGAUUGCGACUUCACUCACACGACGUGAAGUACGGCUCAGGGUCUGGACAGCAGUCGGUGACAGCAGUAGAUGUGGCUGAUGACUCUAACAGUCACUGGUUGGUGCGUGCUCCCAUGGCGGAGUCAUGUAAACGCGGGGCUCCCAUCAAAUGCAAUACGAAUAUCCGUCUACAACAUGUAUCUACCAAGAAGAAUCUGCACUCACACUAUUUCUCGUCACCUCUCUCGGGCAAUCAGGAGGUCUCAUGUUAUGGCGAUGAGGAAGGUGAAGGAGACAGUGGUGAUCACUGGACUGUAGUCUGCAAUAAUGACUUCUGGAGGAGGGAUACCCCUGUCAAACUACGACAUGUAGACACAGGAGCGUUCCUUGCUGGCUCAGGCCGUACAUUCGGACGGCCAAUCAGUGGGCAGGGUGAAAUAGUUGGCGUUAAUUCACAGUAUGGCGCGUAUACUGACUGGCAAGCUAAAGAGGGACUUUUCAUUCACCCAGGCGAACUAUUACCACACCAGCAUGCAAUACACUCUGAGUUAUAAU
Molecule: messenger RNA, 753 nt
Organism: Spodoptera exigua (beet armyworm)
Lineage: Eukaryota; Metazoa; Arthropoda; Insecta; Lepidoptera; Noctuidae
Source: the annotation of a GenBank genome assembly